AUGAUUGUCCCCGUUCGGUGCUUCAGUUGCGGCAAAGUCGUCGGAGACCGCUGGACCGGCUUCUUGCAACUGCUGGAAGCAGGGCACUCUGAAGGUGAGGCGCUCGACGGCUUGGGCUUGAAGCGGUACUGCUGCAGGAGGAUGAUCCUGACCCACGUCGACUUGAUCGAGAAGUUGCUGCACUACAACCCCAUGGAGCGUCGGCAAGGCGAGGGCGCGCGAUGA
Messenger RNA from Rhodotorula toruloides NP11, 225 nucleotides. Its product is annotated as DNA-directed RNA polymerases I, II, and III subunit RPABC5. The transcript has 5 exons. Gene Ontology annotation, biological process: transcription by RNA polymerase I; tRNA transcription by RNA polymerase III; transcription by RNA polymerase II. Gene Ontology annotation, cellular component: RNA polymerase III complex; RNA polymerase II, core complex; RNA polymerase I complex. Bases 1 to 225 code for a protein of 74 amino acids. NCBI's taxonomy places the organism in Eukaryota, Fungi, Basidiomycota, Microbotryomycetes, Sporidiobolales, Sporidiobolaceae. The record is from RefSeq and is a predicted model, not a curated record. Gene Ontology annotation, molecular function: zinc ion binding; DNA-directed RNA polymerase activity; DNA binding.